This is a messenger RNA of Closterium sp. Yama58-4, 1728 nucleotides long. The record is from the annotation of a GenBank genome assembly. Lineage: Eukaryota; Viridiplantae; Streptophyta; Zygnematophyceae; Desmidiales; Closteriaceae.
AUGACCGAAGGGGGGAACGCAAAGGGGGGCGAGACAGUUGCAGUUGACGCACCCCACCCUGCUCCACCCCACGCCAUCCCACCAAAUCCCACCUCGCCCCUCUCCACCGCACCCCACCGCACACCACCCCCGCAGGCAGCCAAAGCAGUGUACGAGCAGCUGGUGGGAGAUGCCUCCACACGCUGCCCCCUCGCACACAUCCAGCUCAUGCGUUUUCUGCGCCGCGCAGAGGGCAUGGAGGCGGCCAGGAAGGCGUUUCUGGCGGCGAGGAAAGCGAAAGAGUGUACCUUCCACGUGUAUGUGGCUUCUGCUUACAUGGAGCUGUGCCAGAACAAGGAGAGCAAGCUGUGUCACAACAAGGAGAGCAAGGUGAGCAAGGGGGGCAGGGAGGGCAAGAAGAGAAAGAAAGGCAAGGAAGGCCCGGGAGUGCUCGUUCCAUGUGUAUGUGGUGUCUGCCUAUAUGGAGCUGUGGCACAACAAGGAGAGCUAGGUGAUUAUAGAGGGCAUGAUGAGUGGAUGUGCUUAUACAGGGAGUCGACGAGUGAGUGUAACAGGGAGUGCUCGUUCCAUGUGUAUGUGGCGUCUGCCUAUAUGGAGCUGUGGCACAACAAGGAGAGCAAGGUGAGCAAGAUGGGAACGGAGGCAAGGUUUGCGCGCUUCUUGAGUCGACUCAAUGACGGCCAGGCCAUGCGGGAGCUGCUGCAAGGCGCUCUGGCGUCCCCGUCCCUUCCCCCGCAAUCCGCAAUCAUGGCACAAGAGGGUCGGCGAAAAGCUCUAGCUUCGGUAGCAAGCCCCGGCGGUGUUGCCGAGCCUGAGGUGGAGGUUUGGCGGGAGCAGCAGGACCUGGUAGACCGGUUCAGCUACUGUGGCCUGUUGCCUUGUGAGGCAUCAGCUCUCCCUCCGAACCUAGAAGCAGGCUUGGCAGGUCCGAAGGCAACCCAGGCUCGGCAAAGGUUAGGGGAGGAUCAGGUUCGGGAAGCGGGUCAAGGGGGGGCAGAGAGAGGAGAAAGAGAAGCAAAGGAGCAAGAAACAAGGAGCGGCACUAGUGCGGCAGGCACAGCAGCAGGCACAGCAGCAGCAGCAGCAGCAGCAGCUGAAGCGACAACGGCACAAGUAGCAGCAGGAGUGAAGGCAGAGCCUCAGGAAUCGGCAGCAGCAGGGGCAGCAGCAGGAGCAGGGGGUGAAGGGAGGGAGAAAGAGGAGAGGGUUUCUGGACGGGUGAAGGAGGAAGCAGAGGGUGGGGAGGAGUCUGGGGCGGUUGCUAGUGGUGCUGAUGGCAGCACUGCUGGUGCUGGUGGGGCGAAGGAGGGUGGGGAGAAGGGUGGGGCGGAGAGGGGAGAGCAGCAACAGCAGAGGGAAGGGACGGCAGGGGCAACGGGUGUGAAGACACAUCAGUUUGUGGCGAGUGCUGCUGUGGAGUGGAAACCGGGUUCCGGUCGCAAGCACGGCAUUGCAGCUUCCUCGAAGCUUCUAGAGGGUCUUCCCAGGUCCCUUGCGCACUUCGUAUCCCAGCUUCCUCCACCUGUGCCCGGUCCCUACCCAGAUGUGGAUUUCAUCAUGUCGCUGGUCAUUCAAGCUGAGCUCCCACCUGAGGCGCUAGCAGCCAAAUCAGGUGGUCUGCACCGCACUACGCCACCUGGAUUGGCACCUGGGGCAGGUGGCGCCACGCCAUUGGCCGGCAGCAAGCGCAAGGAGCAGGAAGGUGCGGCUUCGUUUUGGCAUUUGUAA